CGCCGGAAGGGGCGGGGCCUGUAUGCGCCUGCGCAGUGGGCGGCCCCGGCAGACCGUCAGCUGACUGGGCGGCCUCGCGGGACAACUGUCGGCGUCGCGUCUCCGCGGCAGCUCCGGCUCCGCCAUGGCGACCACCGUCAGCACGCAGCGCGGCCCGGUGCUGGUCGGCGAGCUCCCGCAGGACUUUCUCCGCAUCGCGCCCGCGCAGCAGCCGCAGCAGCAGGCCCAGCAGGACGCGCAGGCGGCUCGGCAGCUGCAGGGCGGAGGCCCGCCGGGCACCGUGGGCCGGCUCAGCAUCACCGUGGUGCAGGCCAAGCUGGCGAAGAACUACGGCAUGACGCGCAUGGACCCCUACUGCCGCCUGCGCCUGGGCUACGCCGUGUACGAGACGCCCACCGCGCACAACGGCGCCCGCAACCCGCGCUGGAACAAGGUCAUCCAGUGCACCGUGCCGCCCGGCGUGGACUCCUUCUACCUGGAGAUCUUCGACGAGCGGGCCUUCUCCAUGGACGACCGCAUCGCCUGGACGCACGUGGCCAUCCCCGAGUCCCUGCGGCAGGGCAAGGUGGAGGACGCGUGGUACAGCCUGAGCGGCAGGCAGGGCGACGACAAGGAGGGCAUGAUCAACCUGGUGCUGUCCUACACGUCGCUGCCUGCCGCCAUGAUGAUGCCGCCCCAGCCUGUGGUGCUGAUGCCCACCGUGUACCAGCAGGGCGUCGGCUACGUGCCCAUCCCAGGGAUGCCCCCCGUCUGCGGCCCGGGCAUGGUGCCUAUGGCCGUGCCCCCCACCGCAAGCGGCCCGCCCCGCAGCCAGGAGGAGGACCUGAAGGCGCUCCAGGACGUGUUCCCCGGCAUGGACCGCGAGGUGAUCCGCUCCGUGCUGGAGGCGCAGCGGGGGGACCGCGACGCCGCCCUCAACUCCCUGCUGCAGAUGGCCGAGGAGUCCUAGAGCCGCCCGGGGUCGGGGUGCGUGUGGGUCUCUGCGCCGGGGCGGGGAAGGUGGCGCAGAGAGCGGGCCCCUGCCCCCAGCACGCCCUCCCCACCCGCCCCCCCACC
Molecule: messenger RNA, 1056 nt
Organism: Erinaceus europaeus (western European hedgehog)
Lineage: Eukaryota; Metazoa; Chordata; Mammalia; Eulipotyphla; Erinaceidae
Gene: TOLLIP
Product: toll interacting protein
Exons: 6
Coding region: 125-949 (274 amino acids)
Biological process (GO): ubiquitin-dependent protein catabolic process
Cellular component (GO): cytoplasm
Molecular function (GO): ubiquitin conjugating enzyme binding; ubiquitin binding
Source: RefSeq, a predicted model, not a curated record